Molecule: messenger RNA, 1266 nt
Organism: Elephantulus edwardii (Cape elephant shrew)
Lineage: Eukaryota; Metazoa; Chordata; Mammalia; Macroscelidea; Macroscelididae
Gene: CCNA1
Product: cyclin A1
Exons: 8
Coding region: 1-1266 (421 amino acids)
Biological process (GO): regulation of cyclin-dependent protein serine/threonine kinase activity; mitotic cell cycle phase transition
Cellular component (GO): nucleus; cyclin A2-CDK2 complex; cytoplasm
Molecular function (GO): cyclin-dependent protein serine/threonine kinase regulator activity
Source: RefSeq, a predicted model, not a curated record
AUGCGGCGGAACAGCUCCAAGAUUGGCGUGGUGGUGGCCCCAGUGGCUGGGACGCACGACGCCUGUCAGAUGAUCAGUCGAGCCCAGUUGGGUCAGGAUGCGCCCCAGAGGACUGUGCUGGGGGUGCUGACGGAGAACGUGCAGUUCCGAAGGGCUUGCUGUCAGGGCCUCCCGUUAAUCAGAUACUUCUCUGGAGCAGAAAAUGCCUUUCCUGUAGCGGGAACAAAGAUGUGCUCCGACUCUGCUCUCCACGUGCCGCCAAAGCAGGGCUUUGAUGUUCACAUGGCUGAGCCUCAGCUGGGAGAUGGCGGCAGCUGCUCUGGACGAGAGGAGGUAACCUUCGAGGAGGUGUAUCAGGUGGAUGCCAGUGUGCACAAGUCAGGCCUUCACUUCCUGCUGGACUUCGGCACAGCUUCCCCUAUGCUGGUGGACACCUCCCUCUGCUCCCAGGCUGAAGAGGUGCCUGACUUGAGCACAGAUAUGCUGAAUGUGGCCGAGUAUGCGGAGGACAUCCAUAGAUACCUCAGAGAGGCCGAAGUCCGGCUCCGGCCCAAAGCGCACUACAUGAAAAAGCAGCCGGACAUCACUGAGGGCAUGCGGGCCAUCCUGGUGGACUGGCUGGUAGAGGUGGCUGAGGAGUACAAGCUCCGGGAGGAGACGCUGUACCUGGCUGUCAAUUUCUUAGACCGCUUCCUCUCCUGCAUGUCAGUCCUGCGGGGCAAGCUACAGCUGGUGGGCACAGCGGCCAUCCUGCUGGCCUCGAAAUAUGAGGAGAUCUACCCACCUGAAGUGGAUGAAUUUGUCUACAUCACAGAUGAUGCCUACACCAAGCGACAGCUACUGAGGAUGGAGCACCUGCUUCUGAAGGUGCUAUCCUUCGACUUGACAGUGCCCACUACCCACCAGUUCCUCCUUCAGUACCUGAGGACACAGGGGAUGUGUCACCGCACAGAGAACCUGGCCAAGUACGUGGCCGAGCUGAGCCUCCUUGAAGCUGAUCCCUUCUUGAAGUACCUCCCUUCGCUGAUUGCUGCUGCUGCUUUCUGUUUGGCAAAUUAUACCAUCAACAAGCGCUUCUGGCCGGAAGGUCUUGCUGCAUUCACAGGCUACUCGCUGAGUGAGAUUGGGCCCUGCCUCAGUGACCUCCACAGAGCCUGCCUGGACAUGGCCCAGCGACCACAGCAGGCCAUCAGGGAGAAAUACAAGACUUCCAAGUACAUGUGUGUGUCUCUCAUGGAAACGCCCGCAGUUCUGCCCCUCCAGUGA